CAGGUCCAGGUCCAGGUCCCAGUCGAGGAGCAGCAGGGAGAGGAGUCCUGCCCCUCCUCCAAGCACCAGGAAGAUGCGAGUCCACUCACCCCCUCCUCCUCGGGCUCGCCCCAGACCCCACUCGCGCUCCCCGGCCCCGGGCUCCAGGGGCUCCUCUCCCUCCCUGUCCUCCUGCUCCUCCUCGUCCUCCUCUUCCUCCCGCUCCAAGAGCCCGAGCAGCGUCAGCCGUCUGCUGACCCUCCAGGAGAAGCUGAAGCAGAAGGAGGACAAGCAGAAGCGCAGGGAGAUGGCCAAAGCCAUGGAGACCCCCGAGGAGAAGCGAGCUCGCCGCCUGGCUCGGAAAGAAGCCAAGGAGCGGAAGAAGAGGGAGAAGAUGGGCUGGAGCGAGGAGUACAUGGGCUACACCAACGCAGACAAUCCGUUUGGAGACAACAAUCUUCUUGGCACCUUUAUCUGGCAAAAGGCAUUGGAAAAAAAAGGAAUUGGCCAUCUGGAUGAAAAGGAUCUGAAAGAUAGAAACAAGAGGAUACAAGAGGAAAACCGUAUGGAACUGCAGAAAGUGAAGCAGCUGCGCUUGGAGCGGGAACGCGAAAAGGGCCUCCGUGAACAGGAGCUGGAGAUGUUGCAGAGGGAGAAGGAAGCCGAACACUUCAAGACUUGGGCGGAACAAGAGGAUUAUUUCCACCUGCAGCAAGCUAAACUGAGAUCAAAGAUCCGUAUCCUGGGAGGCCGAGCAAAGCCAAUCGACCUCCUUGCGAAGUACAUCAGUGCGGAAGACGAUGACCUGGCUGUGGAGAUGCACGAACCCUACACCUUCCUGAAUGGGCUGACUGCAUCAGACUUGGAGGAUCUUCUCGAAGAUAUUCGAGUUUACAUGGAACUGGAGCAAGGGAAGAACGCUGACUUCUGGAGAGAUAUGACCACCAUUACUGAGGACGAAAUAAGUAACCUGAAAAAGUUGGAGGCUUCAGGAAAAGGACCAGGAGAGCGACGAGAGGGCAUCAACACCUCAGUGAGCACUGAUGUGCAGUUGGUAUUUAAAGGGAAAACCUACAAUCAGCUGCAGGUGCUGUUCCAGAACAUUGAGGCCAAGAUCAAAACUGGCGGCUCAAAUCUGGACAUUGGCUACUGGGAAUCCUUAUUGCAACAGCUGAAAGCCUAUAUGGCUCGAGCCAGGCUCCGUGAAAGACACCAGGACGUUUUGCGGCAGAAGCUUUACAAACUGAAGCAGGAGCAGGGAGUGGAAAGUGAACCUUUGUUUCCCAUUAUUAACAAGGAAUCAAAAUCGUCUAAUCACAAUGCUUCCUCGCCCGACCAUUCUGACCCGGACACCUCGCCUCUCAGGUCAAAAGGAGACCAGGAAAUGCCAGGCACCUCCUCUGCAGAAGCUCCCGAGCCCAACCCAACAACUGAAGAGAAGCCAGAGACCGAGGCUGAAGGGGAGGCGGUGCUCACCGAGGAGGACCUGAUCCAACAGAGCCUGGAUGACUUCGACGCCGGGAAAUACAGCCCCAAGUUGCUCGGUCCUCACGAGCUGCCCAUCGAUUCCCACGUCGUCGAUCCUGACGAAGACCUGCAAAAGCUGCUGAUGGCCAGACAGCAGCUACAGGUCACAGGAGACGCGAGCGAGAGUGCUGAAGACAUGUUCGUGCGUAAAGCCAAAGAGGGGAUGGGGAACGACGAGGCUCAGUUCAGUGUCGAGAUGCCCUUGACGGGCAAGGUCUACCUGUGGGCCGACAAGUACCGUCCCCGUAAACCCCGUUUCUUCAACCGGGUGCACACGGGCUUCGAGUGGAACAAGUACAACCAAACCCACUACGACUUCGACAACCCUCCGCCCAAGAUCGUCCAGGGCUACAAGUUCAACAUAUUCUACCCCGACCUGAUUGACAAGAGGUCGACCCCCCAGUACUUCCUGGAGCCCUGCACGGACAACAAAGACUUUGCCAUCCUGCGCUUCCACGCUGGCCCUCCGUACGAAGACAUUGCCUUUAAGAUCGUGAACCGCGAGUGGGAGUACUCCCACCGGCACGGCUUCAGGUGCCAGUUCGCCAACGGGAUAUUCCAGCUGUGGUUCCACUUCAAGCGCUACCGAUACAGGCGGUAGAAAUCAGGCGGAGGAUUAUCACCGACUGACCAACCUUGCUUUGUAUUUAUCAAGGGUCCUUUGCAGGGUUCUUCAUUGUGACGGGCGAGAGACUAGUCAAAGGGGAUCUUUUACGUCUAAUUUUUUAAUAAUAAACUGGUCACUUCAAUCCGUGACUGUUUGUGGGGACGCCGCUGUGCGCAGUUAGCUGCCGCGUUUCACCCACAAAAUGCACGGUCAAUUCACUUUAUGGUAUAUCCUGUGAAGCGCUUUGAGGCGUCUGGAAGACGCGAUGAGGCGCUGUAUGAAAUAUAAAGAUUAUUAUCAUCAUCUUUUGAAAGUGAGACUUGACGAGUGAUUUUUCUCGAGCGUUCGAAGUCUGUGACAGGUUUGGGCAUCUGUGUGGUGGCUGUCGGUUGCUCUCAGUGAGACUGACUCAGGUUUGACGUUUGGACCUGAAGUCUGAGUGAACCUGACACACAAACAUUUAGGGGCCGAUCUCUCAAUAUCACGGUGUUUGCAAUUCAGAUAUUAUUUAUCUGAUGUUCUCUCUCUCUCUCUCUCUCUCUCUCU
Callorhinchus milii (elephant shark) is the source of this 2659-nucleotide messenger RNA. It is a transcript of the gene cactin, whose product is annotated as cactin. The coding region runs from base 74 to 2107 and encodes 677 amino acids. Gene Ontology annotation, biological process: mRNA cis splicing, via spliceosome; negative regulation of innate immune response. Gene Ontology annotation, molecular function: protein binding. The transcript is spliced from 10 exons. Lineage: Eukaryota; Metazoa; Chordata; Chondrichthyes; Chimaeriformes; Callorhinchidae. The record is from RefSeq and is a predicted model, not a curated record. Gene Ontology annotation, cellular component: spliceosomal complex; cytoplasm.